AUGUCGAAGUCCAGAGUGGCACCCCUGGAAGAUUUGAAGAAGAAAAACCGCAAGCUAUCUACGCCCCGUCUCGAACUUUCGUCCGCACUGCUCCUCAGUCACCUUUACGAGAAGGUCAGCCAAGCAACCCAACUGAAGAUACCGUCGUUUUUCUGGACUGAUUCCAAUAUUGUCAAAUUUUGGAUUGCGUCGACUCCAUCGCGAUGGCAAACCUUUGUCGCGAACAGGGUAUCCGAGAUCCAGCACCUGACGAAAGGUGGUUUAUGGAAUCAUGUCGCAGGAAUCGAAAACCCAGCCGAUGUUCUUUCGCGUGGCAUAUCAGCCGCACAAUUGGAGUACCAAUCACUUUGGUUUAACGGACCCAUUUGGUUGCGCCAAGAGCAAAACUUCUGGCCCGUGAACGCUGAAGUUGCCGUUGAACAGCUUGAUCCAGCUACCCUCGAAGAACGUAAAAUUGUAACGCUACCGCUGCAAGCAAUUCCGUUAAAUGAAAUAUUCUCCUUACGCUCGUCGUUGUCGUCGUUAGUAAGGUUGGUAGCUUGGAUUCGUCGUUUCCACCACAAUGCGCGGACUGCUAACCGAGGCACUAGAAGAGUGGGAUUAAUCACCUCGCAAGAAUAUGAAGACGCCAUGCUACACCUAGUUCGGCUAUCACAAAAGGAAAGUUUUUCGCAAGAGUUAACGAAUCUGUCCCGUGAGAUUCAAAUUAAAGAUUCUUCCGCAAUAUCGCCACUGAAUCCCACGCUGCAGGAUGGAAUACUUCGUGUUGGUGGCCGGCUCUGA
Armigeres subalbatus is the source of this 783-nucleotide messenger RNA. RefSeq lists its product as uncharacterized. The transcript has a single exon. NCBI's taxonomy places the organism in Eukaryota, Metazoa, Arthropoda, Insecta, Diptera, Culicidae. The coding region runs from base 1 to 783 and encodes 260 amino acids. The record is from RefSeq and is a predicted model, not a curated record.